Messenger RNA from Drosophila mauritiana, 720 nucleotides. RefSeq names its product peroxiredoxin-2. The transcript has a single exon. Gene Ontology annotation, cellular component: cytosol. Lineage: Eukaryota; Metazoa; Arthropoda; Insecta; Diptera; Drosophilidae. Bases 81 to 671 code for a protein of 196 amino acids. The record is from RefSeq and is a predicted model, not a curated record. Gene Ontology annotation, molecular function: thioredoxin peroxidase activity. Gene Ontology annotation, biological process: removal of superoxide radicals; hydrogen peroxide catabolic process; cell redox homeostasis.
CAUUCAGUCUUGAAAUCACAAAAACUAGUAGAACUUUUCUUUCCCAGCUCAAAACGAGAAGCUAAUACAAAACCGUCAAGAUGCGUAUGCUCAAUAUUAACCAAGUGGCUCCUAAUUUUACUACCAAUGCGGUGGUUGCCGGUGGUUAUCGUAACUUUGCUCUUACGGAUUUGCGUGGCAGAUAUGUCCUGCUGGUCUUUUAUCCGGCUGACUUUUCGUACGUCUGCCCCACGGAGUUGCAAGCAUUCAGCGAUAGAGCUCCGGAAUUCAGGAAUGUGGGCUGCGAAGUCUUGGCCUGUUCCACUGAUAGUCACUUUGUGCACUGCGCCUGGAUGAAUACUCCCAGGAAGAACGGAGGUUUGGGUGAGUUGGACAUACCAUUGUUGGCCGACAAGAACAUGAAGAUAGCCAGGGACUAUGGAGUUCUCGAUGAGGACACCGGAUUGGCUCUACGCGCCCUCUUCAUCAUCGAUCGCGAGGGACGCAUUCGCCAGAUCACGGUGAAUGACAUGGGAGUGGGUCGCAGUGUGGAUGAGGCACUGCGUCUGGUUCAGGCCUUCCAGUUCAGCGAUGAGUUCGGUGAGGUCUGCCCGGUCAACUGGCGUCCAGGUGCUAAGACCAUGAAGGCCGAUGCGUCCGGCAAGGAAGAGUACUUCAAGCACGCGAUUUAAGUGUUUAAUACAAUAGGCUUUAUACUAAUGUGUAUGUUAUAAAAUAAAA